This is a messenger RNA of Cylas formicarius (sweet potato weevil), 1745 nucleotides long. RefSeq names its product juvenile hormone esterase-like. The record is from RefSeq and is a predicted model, not a curated record. The coding region runs from base 44 to 1666 and encodes 540 amino acids. Lineage: Eukaryota; Metazoa; Arthropoda; Insecta; Coleoptera; Brentidae. The transcript is spliced from 9 exons.
UGAAUAUAAAGAAAUUCGACGCUUAAAAGUUGUCACAACAAAAAUGCAUCGUUUGAUACUACUUGGGAUAGUAAACAUUUCAUUGGCGUGGGCCGAUCUUUUGGUGGAUCUUCCAGAUGGCAGAAUUCUUGGAUCUAAAGUUCAAACCGAAAAUUACACCUACUAUGCCUAUCGAGGAAUUCCGUAUGGUACUCCUCCGCUAGGGGAGCUUAGAUUCCAGGCGCCGCUACCAAAUGAACCAUGGGAUGGAAUAUUGGAUGCUACCGAACACAGAAGUUGCUGUAUUGCGAUGACAAUGUUCACCGACUUAACGAAACAAAGCGAAGAUUGUUUGUUUCUCAAUGUUUACACACCAGCGCAAAAAAUUACAGAAAAAUUACCCGUCAUGUUCUGGAUACACGGUGGAGGGUUUAAGGCAGGAUGUGGAAAUGAUGAUCUGUAUGAUCCGUAUGCACUGACAAAUGAAGGCGUUAUAGUAGUCACGAUUAAUUAUCGUUUGGGAAUAUUUGGUUUUUUGUCUACCCAAGACGAAGUUGUUUUGGGAAACGCGGGGUUAAAAGAUCAGCUAUUAGCUAUGAAAUGGACACAAAAAAAUAUCGAGUUUUUCGGCGGGGACCCAGAGAAAGUUACCAUAUUCGGCGAGAGUGCGGGCGGAAUAUCUGUCGGAGCACACAUAGUGGGCGAGAAAUCGGCUGGGUUAUAUAGAGCUGCUAUUUGUCAAAGUGGAUGUUCGUUGACGAAAUUGACUUUUACAUCUCAAAGCAAUUCCAAAAAGGGCGCUUACGACAUCGCCAAAGCCAUAGACCCCCUGAUUUCCGACGAAAACACCACGACUGAAAUUAGGGACUUUUUCCUAAGACAACCAGCUAGCGUUUUGACGGAAGCUUUUAAUAUAAAUUCCGAAUCAGGUCCCGUAAUUGAAGUGGAACACGAAGAUGCGUAUAUCACUCAACUGAGUUACGAUCUUGUGAAAACUGGAAAAAUCAAUCGAGUCCCAUUGAUAAUAGGAACAACGUCUGACGAAUCAGUUACGGUUUUAGAAAUGAUUCCUGGAAUUCUUCCGCUUUUCGCUCUGGGUUGCGAUAUGAAUCCAAGAAUAGUAAUACCGUCAAACUUAACGCCUAAACCUGGUACGGAUUUGGAUCUACUUGCGAGUAAAAUUAAAACUACAUACGCUGGUAACGGGACAUUCGUGGCAAACACUUCAACGUUUAUUGAGUUUGCCAGUGAUUACUUGUUCACCAGAUCAACCAUCAAGCAGGUUGAGCUUCAAUCCCAAUACACCCCUGUGUAUUUCUAUGAAUUCUCUUAUUUCGGAGCAGUAAGCCACGGCACAGUAGAAGGUGUUGGUAGAGUAGGACAUGGCGAAGAUGUGUAUUAUCUUUUUAAUACCACUGGACAUGAAUUGACUACGAGCGGAGAAUUUGUAAUGAGGAGGCAGCUAGCUCGACUGUGGACCAAUUUCGCAAAGAUUUUGAACCCUACACCAGAUCCGGUGGAUCCGCUGCUUCUCAACGUAAGAUGGCCUCAAGCAUCCAGAUUCGAUAUCCCUUAUCUAGAUAUAGACGAGACAAUUCAAGUUAAAUACGGCAAGAAAAAGAAGGAAAUGCACAUGUGGAAUGAAGUAUUUUACGUUUAUGGAGAGCAACCUUUUGAUGGAUUUUAGUGGAAUGUUAUUCAGUUACUUAAUAUAAAUAUAUAGCAAUUGUAUUUUUUUUUACAUUCUACAGUAUAUACCACUGAAG